CUUCCGUAUCCAGAAACUGAGACUACACAUUUCGUUUUUAAUCUUCGCCUUCAAAAACCCACAUUUCACAUCUUACAUAUCGAAAAUCAGGACAACCCAUUUCGUUUGAUCUUCAUUUCCAACAGCCCUUCAAUCCCUUUUAUUUAAAACGCGGAGAAAGAGAGGGAAUUUGGGUUAAUGGGCGCUUACAGGGCAGAUGAUGACUACGACUACUUGUUCAAGGUGGUGUUAAUAGGUGACUCUGGGGUUGGAAAAUCCAAUCUUUUGUCAAGAUUCACGAGAAAUGAAUUCAGCCUCGAAUCUAAAUCCACCAUCGGUGUUGAGUUCGCCACCCGCAGCAUCCAUGUCGAUGACAAGGUCGUCAAGGCCCAGAUUUGGGAUACUGCUGGCCAGGAAAGAUAUCGUGCGAUCACUAGUGCAUACUACAGAGGAGCUGUUGGUGCCUUGCUUGUCUAUGAUGUCACUCGACAUGUCACCUUUGAGAAUGUGGAGAGAUGGUUGAAGGAGCUUAGAGAUCAUACUGAUUCCAACAUUGUUAUCAUGCUUGUGGGAAACAAGGCUGAUUUGAGGCACUUGCGUGCAGUUACAACUGAGGAUGCCAAGGCAUUUGCUGAGAGAGAAAACACUUUCUUUAUGGAAACCUCUGCCCUAGAGUCCUUGAAUGUUGAAAAUGCCUUCACUGAAGUACUAACUCAGAUCUAUCGUGUGGUCAGCCGGAAGGCUCUUGAUGUUGGGGAUGACCCAGCAGCCUUGCCUAAGGGUCAGACUAUUAAUAUUGGCAAAGAUGAUGUAUCAGCUAUGAAAAAAGUUGGUUGCUGCUCAGCAUAAUUGGAAAAAAAGAAGCCUUGGUGUUAUUAGUAGUUUCUCCUUUUAAAGAUAUGCAUUUCAGUGGUUUGAAGAUGUCUCUAUUUCUCUCAAACUUGCAAAAGAAGCCAUCUGGAGUGCUCACAUAAGGCAUUUGUAGUUUGAUGGCGUGCUUAGAGAUUAGCAAAUUUUAAGUUGAGAGACAACUUAAGGGUUCAGAUUCAAUAGGCUGUCACAUUUGGCUGGCAUUUCUGUUACUUGUUAUUCUUUUGUAUGUUUGUUUCCAUGGGUGUUGUUGUAAUCCUUUGACAGAUCCAACCCUCUAGAUCAGGUUAUAUUUUAUUGCUCAUAUUUGGAAAAUAUGUCGAGAUAAUGGUGUCUUUACAGGAUUGAUUAAUCGAUUUGCUUGCCCUGAUUUAUAA
This is a messenger RNA of Hevea brasiliensis (rubber tree), 1226 nucleotides long. RefSeq names its product ras-related protein RABA1f. The coding region runs from base 178 to 828 and encodes 216 amino acids. The record is from RefSeq and is a predicted model, not a curated record. Lineage: Eukaryota; Viridiplantae; Streptophyta; Magnoliopsida; Malpighiales; Euphorbiaceae. Gene Ontology annotation, molecular function: GTPase activity; GTP binding. Gene Ontology annotation, cellular component: endosome. The transcript is spliced from 2 exons.